AUGCCACUUGUGAGAGAGCGACGUCACCAAGAACCACUCACACUCUCUAUUCCUCCACCACUUUACAACCGCACCAUCACCGGAGACCCAUCUCCGGCGUCGUUUUCAUCAUCAUCAACAAGUCCUGACUCAUCGCCGGUUGAACCCUUGAACGAUCUCGAGAAACUCACCGUUUUAGGACAAGGAAGCGGCGGGACAGUCUACAAAACCCGUCACCGGAAAACCAAAACGCUCUACGCGUUAAAAGUCCUCCGCUCAAACCUCAACAUCAUCACUCUCGAAGCAGACAUUCUCAAGCGAAUAGAAUCCAGCUUCAUCGUAAAAUGCUACGCCGUUUUCGUUAAUUCCUCCGAUCUCUGCUUUGUUAUGGAGCUAAUGGAGAAAGGAUCUCUCCACGACGCGUUGCUUGGUGGACACGUUUUCUCCGAGCUAAUGAUAUCCUCUCUCGCUUACCGAGUCCUCCAAGGGUUACGUUAUCUGCAAGAAAUGAGAAUAGUUCACGGCGACAUAAAGCCUUCGAAUCUCCUUAUCAACGAGAAAGGAGAGGUCAAGAUCGCGGAUUUUGGAGCGAGCAGGAUCAUAGCUGGAGGAGACUAUGUUUCGAAUGGGACGUGUGUGUAUAUGAAUCCCGAACGAUUGGAUCAAGAGAAAUGGGGUUUUGGAGAAGUUGGAUUUGCAGGAGAUGUGUGGUCAUCAGGAGUUGUGGUUCUUGAGUGUUAUCUUGGAAAGUAUCCUUUGACCAAAGUUGGAGGUAAACCGGAUUGGGCGGCUCUGAUUUGUGCGAUUUGCUGUAAUGAGAAGGUGGAGAUUCCGGUGAGUGGUUCGCCGGAGAUUGGAGGUUUUGUUGACAGAUGUUUGGAGACGGAUUGGAGGAAGAGAGGCACUGUUGAAGAGCUUCUUCAUCCUUUUGUGAAAAACAGAUUGUAG
This is a messenger RNA of Microthlaspi erraticum, 927 nucleotides long. NCBI's taxonomy places the organism in Eukaryota, Viridiplantae, Streptophyta, Magnoliopsida, Brassicales, Brassicaceae. The record is from the annotation of a GenBank genome assembly.